AUUAUCUGAACCCACAUCAACGGCAUAAAGCUCCUCAUAGUCGUCAUUAUCUCCUCCAUCUGAUAACGCAGCACUCUGUCGACUUAGCACAAGACCAUUUGGAAAGAGACAGAGAAGGACGGAUUCGGGAAGAUUCAUAAUCGUCUCUCGGUCCACGGAAAAGCGCCUGCCUCGUAGGUCGAGCAACAACCUUGUCAAAAGCUGAGGCUGGAGGUUUGUCUGCACAGGGGUCUGCGAGACCUGGGUGAUGGAGAGUGAAUCCUUGUCAACGUGAGCGGCGACGAGCAAGCAGAGCUAACCGGCGCCAGAGCUACGAACAUGCGUUAGACGACAAUGCCAAGCACACACAAACACCAGCGUCUCUGAUUUCCCACCAUCCCGGUUUGGUCAGUUUGGUUCGGAGAUCGUAAACACAAGAUCUCCCUUUUCCACAAACUGCUUACUGCAAAAAAUAGACAACGUACCCUGGCAGAUCCGAAAAAUCUCUAUGCAUGCUGUAGGACCCCGGACCGAGCCUUGCAUGCUCGGUAUCACGUUAUGUGUCGUAUAGAAACCAGUAUACCUAACAACGCCUCUAACACCCGUCGUAUAAUGACUUCCUCUCGGAAAUGCUCGAAGGUCAAUAGCUUCAUACAUACUCAUGUUUCGUAUGAUCGAUGCCUUUGCUCCGAGCACCAUGUGCCAUAUAACUGUAGCCUCUAUUCGGAAACCUGAUUGCCUCCCCAAGUUUCCUCGCUGCUCCAGGAUGGCGAGGUGAUAGAACAGUCCGCACAGUCGGCGCGUCCCUCUGGGUUAUAUUUUCUCGAUUAGAAAGUCCGACGGAGGACCUAUAAUGGCACACAGUUUCCUGUCCGAACCCCUUCUCCUGACCCCUUCGGCGUCGUCUCCUCGCCACCGCUUCUCCAUGUCUCCGGCAUCUGUUCCUUAAAGAACGACUGUCCUCAGACGCCAUCGCAAUUGACUUUUAUGCUUCUCUGCAUCAAUGACAACACUUCCUCCCUCAAUGUCCUUCGCCUCGUCGACGGCAUCAUGCGACGCAAUCGCCGUUCUCGUCCUCAUCGAGACUUCAGGAAUGAUGCAUGGGCUCUGGGAUAACGUUCGGGCUUACUACCUUCCACUGCUACUUGACACCCUCAGGUCCUCAAACCCCUCUAUCUCGAUGCGCAUCUGCUGGCAGACAACUACUAGCAUGGCACGCUCUGAAGCAUCGGGUGCUACUGCUGCACCCACUGGUAACACAGACAGCGCCAACCAAAUACCCGCCAUCCAUUUCGAUUCCUCUUCAUCGACCUCAAUAUCUGGCGCCUCUCUUCGCCACGCUAUUGAGACUUUGAGAUCUGCUUUCCAGCAAUCACGAAGACCUUGUCGUCAUUUGAUUUUGGUAGCUGCGAAUACCCCAUUAGAAGACUUCUCCGGCGGCACCCAGGUUCUACACUCCCUAGCCUAUUCGCUUCUUCAGAACGACAUCCGACUACACAUGGUACUCAGCUCCGGACCGCAAGUACAGCCGCUCCGAGAGCUUCAUCAGCGUACGCUGCAUCUUCAACACAGCCCGGCAAUCACGCCGUGGUUCGAGGUAGACUCUUCACAAUACCAACUAUUACUGUCAGGCGAUCCCGUGCCGAGACCAGGAGCACGCUCACCCGCUCCCCUAGUUGUUCCGUCGCAAGGGACAUCAUCUGUCCCUAGUCAAUCUCCCCCUCGUCCUGAAAGUUUGCGUACCAUGUCAGCUUCUUCCCCGCUUCCUGUCUCGUCAAGUCCUCCUCUGGGUUCAUCGGUCACCGAGACAUUAUUGUCUGCAAUCCCCCGUGUUCCUCGGGGUAAAGGCAAUUCGUCUCCUCCGGCUCAGUCCUCCGAACCUCCUCGCUUAGGACUUGUAAGUUAUUUGCAACAGAUGCAUGGUUUGACGAAAAAGCGGACGUAUGGGUCCAAGACAUCGAAACGCGGUCCCGGUGGCGCCGCUGCUACUAGUACUGCUGGGGGUAGUAGCAGUGCUGGCGAGUCUUCACGUCUUGCUGCCAAUAGACCUAUCCUUCCGCGAUUGGACCUGCCCGUUAAUAAACCUCAUGGCUGGACGCCGUAUCCUAAAGUCAGUUCAUCGGAUUUAGAGAAAUCUCCGGGAUCGAGUUCUGCGUCUCAGAAGCACGCAACUUCCUCGACAAGUACUACAUCCUCUGCUGUUGACCCUUCAUCUUCUGAGGGCAGCCGUGGGAAUCAUCCUCGUCGCUUCCCUUGGAUACUUCCUGCACCGUUGCCCGCGAGUUCAGGUGGGCCUGCACAUUCUCCAAGCGCCAAAGCUGCCUUGCUAAGUCUAGAGGCAAUGUCACAUCAUCAUCCAGAACGCUCUCCUCAGAUUCCAGGAUCACCACAAUCCCUGUAUUCACAGGAUAUGCCAGUCAGUCCAACAACAAGCACCCCCUUCCAGCAGCAACACUCUGUAUCUGCGAGUAGUCGUUUAAUCGCCGGUUCGCACUCCGACAGAUCGCACUCACACACGAUGCAAAAGCAAAGUCCUUCUGCUUCCCAUCCUGCCAUCUAUGGAGCGGGAGUUUCAAGCGCGCCGGGUGUGACCCAUCAGGGAUUUCCAUCCUCACAGGCUCAUCACAACCGUACCAAUUGGAAUCCGUCUCCUCAAUUUGAUCACGGUUAUUCGUCUCAUUCUUACCACCCUCAUUACGGUGCUAUGCCCCCAACGACGGAGGAUCCCAGCGAUCAGCCGUUCAUAAUCACGCCAGAAUAUGAAGCUCGCGCUAACGCCCAGUUCGAGGAAGCUGUGAGGUCGGGAGCCAUGGAAGCGUCGAUGACAUCGGCCACGUUGUCUUCUUCUCCCAGCGCAGGAAGUCCUCAUCCCCUCGGGUACUCCCAGGCUCCCAGUUCAGGUUAUUUUCCUGAUCCUGGUUCACAUGGCUCUGCCUUUCCUUCUGCAAUUCAUUCGCCCAUGGGCAUGAUGACGCAGCAGCAGCAACAGAUGCAAAUGCAAAUGCCAGUAUCCCAAGGAUAUUAUCACUAUGAUGCUCAGGGGGCACCAUACGUUCACCAGGAUGAUCCAGGGAGUGUGGGACAUGAAGACCCUACCCGUGGAUCAUCUUCAUCUCACUCUGGCCCUACAUCCUCUCACCACCUGCACCACCACGCCCCUUCUCAAUCUGGUUAUGACUCUUCAGCUGACCGGUGGUACGGCACAUAGCAUAAUGACCUUCAUGAUUUCUUUGGAUCCGCCACAGUCCUUGGCAUGCUACUGCAUAAUUUAUUGAUGAUUUUAGCAUUGCGUUCUGUACUAGUGAUUUCCGGUUUAUGUUUCGUUUUGUCGUGUUCAGGGGCUUAUCUCUAACUCUAACGUAUAAUUUGUCAUAUUGGGAAUUCUGUCGCCGUUCCUCCUUCCGUGCUUGCUAUCACUGUAUUGUUAUUCAAAUACCCACUGCAUCAUACCAUACUGGAUGGAACUAACUUUAUCAUACUGCUGUAUCAUAUUCUGAAUGCACUUUCGCU
Messenger RNA from Somion occarium, 3489 nucleotides. NCBI's taxonomy places the organism in Eukaryota, Fungi, Basidiomycota, Agaricomycetes, Polyporales, Cerrenaceae. The record is from the annotation of a GenBank genome assembly.